AUGAACCACUCGCCGUGGGACCACAUCACUGUCGCGGACCUCGUGAUGCCGUGGUUUCUGUUCAUGGUCGGGGCCUCCAUGGCGCUGUCCCUGGGGCGCUUUAAGGGAGACCGGCGGCUGCGGCUGCAGGGGACGACGACGGUCUGCGUGCGCAGCCUCAAGCUCUUCGCGCUGGGGCUGCUGCUUCAGGGCGGCGGGUGGAUUGGCGACUACCAGUACGGCUACAAUCUGCGUACGAUGAGACUCUGUGGGAUCUUGCAGCGCAUUGCAUGGGCUUUCCUGGUUGCUGCCCUGAUCGAGCUGUGGGUCCCAGAGCUGAGGCCGCCGCCAGGGCGCCGUCCCGCCCUCGCAGUCUUCAGCAGGCACCUCCUGCAGUGGGCCGUGGCGUUGUUGUUCGUCGUGCUCCACCUUGCGCUGACCUUUGGCACCUACGUGCCCAGCUGGACCUCGCGGUACGGCUGGGAUGCGGCUGCAGGGUACCCAUCGCUGUUGCGGGAGCCCUUCGAGAUAGCCUGCGAGGUGCGGGGUGCGAUCGCCACGCCCGAGUGUAGCGCCGCGGGCUACUACGACCGGCUGCUCUUCGGCCAGGACCGCCUGGGGGUCUGGAUGAGCGCCAGGAUGCCGCAGUGCUCCUCCUGCUCGCCUGGCAGCUGCCCCUACCCAGCGCCCACCACCCCGACGGCCGACGCCGGCAGCGAGCACCCGGGCCGCGGUGCGGCGCCCUGGUGCUACGCCCACAGGGUUGCUGCUCAUAUCAUGUGGCGUCUUGGGUUCCUCUGCACCGUCUACGACCCGGAGGGGGCGCUGGCGUCCCUGCCCGCGGUCACGAGCGUGUGGCUCGGCGCGCACUACGCCCGCGCGCUGCGCCGCGAGCACCCUUCGGGGUCGCCGAACCUCCUCUGCACCGCCGGCAGCUGCGGCGGCGCACUGGCGCUCGUGUACGCGGCGGUCGACGCGGGCGGGCCCUGCGAGCAGCCUGCGGCCGGCUGCCCCUCCGCGCGGGGGGCCGGCGGCUGCAGCCGGGGGCGCGCGCGCCAGUGGGCCAGGCUGGUCCUGUUCCCGCUGCAGGCGCUGCUCGCGGCCGCCUACGUGGCGCCGCCCCUCGCGGGCGCGGCGGCGGCCGCCCGAGGCGCGGAGGCGGAGCGGGAGCGCGGGGCGCUGGUGGGCACCAAGGGGUGGAUCCACGAGGGGGCGCUGGGCUUCAUCUCGGACGCCGCCGCGAGGCAGCUGGUGUUCGUGCUCCUCAAGGCCGCCCGCCGCCGCUGCCGCCUCUCGGAGGAGGCAGUUCAGUUCUCGGGGGUGGACGGGGCGCGCGGCCGCGGAGAGCCGCCCCCGGCCGGCCCGCUGCCGGGCGCCCCGGCGCCGGUGCCAGCGGCGAGCGCCAGGCGGCAGCCGCGAGCGCCAGCCGCCGGCCGCGAGCCGCUGCCGGAGCCCCACCGCGCCCUGCGCGAGGCGGGCGCCGAGCUGCCGCCGCUGCCGGGAGCCGAUAUUCACGGAGAUCCAGCCCCGGGCAGGCCCGUGGAUGCCAGGCAGCGGUUCCUCUCUCCAGGCGGCGGCGCCGCCGCCGCCAGGUCCGUCGGCGAGCCCGUAGCGUCUGGCGAUGUGCUGGACCGGCUGCGGGCGAUGCAGCAGUCCGAGCGGGUGGAGAUGGGCCCAGAGCGGCACUGGGGCGAUUCGGAGCGCCUGGCCCGCGACGUCCUGGAGGGCUGGUCGCGGGCGGCCGCCGGCGGGGCCGGCGCCGCCGAGGAAGCCAGGGCGGCCGUGGAAGGGCAGCUGGGGGAGGCGCGCCUCCCCCUCUUGCGACCCGCCCGAUGCGGCCUCGGCUUCGGCUGGUCCGAGGAGGUUCGGUUCCGGUGUUCCGACACUCCUCAGAAGAGGAGCAGGUGA
Prorocentrum cordatum is the source of this 1887-nucleotide messenger RNA. Lineage: Eukaryota; Dinophyceae; Prorocentrales; Prorocentraceae. The record is from the annotation of a GenBank genome assembly.